CAUGAUAGCCAGCGCUGGCAGGAUUUGAUUAACACGGGCAAAAGCCACAGGCCUGCGCCGAGCUGGCAACGCGACCAGGGACGGACGCGGCCUGCGUGAUGCAGCAGCGAAAGCAGUUUCGGCACUACCGCCGCCGCUCGCGCUCGCCUGCCGCCGCCACCAGUGCCUUGCAGAAAGUCCUGGCUCUAGCCACGAUUGCCGUUUGCUGCCGGCUUCUUGGCUGCGGCAUGUCCGCAGCAGCUACGACUUCGGUGGCAGCAAACCCUGCCGCCGUGUUUGGCGGCGCCAGCGGGGAGGAGGAGGACGGCGGUGGAGCACCUGCUGCGGUGUGGCUUCGUGCCAGCAGCCCCUCGGCGCGGCGCCCGCAGCGCUUGGAUGCGGUUGGUGUCGUCAGUGUGGAAGCCCCUGGCGUGGGCCUCGGCAGUGGUGGCCUUCUCGGAAGUAGUGCUAUUCAAGAAGGGCCGCCGGCGCAGCAGCAACCCGCACGAGUAAUAGUGGCGGCAACGCAUGCGGCCGCCGCGGCAGCAACAGCGGCGGCGGAAGCACUAGCAGUGGCCCCCGGCGGCGGCGGCAUAGCGCAACCCGCUGAAUCAGCAACAGCGGUGUGCGCCCGCAAGCUGGAGCGCCUUCCACACGCCCUGGCGGCUAGCCUGGAGGUCCUACUGGGCCCGCGCCUCAAGGGAUCUGCCGACUGUGGCCCUCCAGCAGCAGCAGCCACUCCAGUCUUCGCAGCCACACCAGUCGCUGCAGCUGCUGGUGCCGCCGCCGAGGAGGUGGCUGUGCUGCCCCAGCAGAAAGGCAACCCGGGGAACAGCUUUGGACGUCUGCACCAGCACCGGCACCAGCACCAGCUGCAGCAGCAGCUCCGACAGGUGCCGCCCCUGGCGUGGCGGCGGCACGGCGGGGCCCACCUCGAUGCUCCGCUGGGCCAGCAGAGGGACGGUGCGGACACACACCGCAGCACCAGCAGCCGCACAAGCACAAGCACCAGCCCUUUCACGGCGGUAGUGGUCCCGCCGGCGGCGGGUGCGGUGAACCCGUCGGUUGAGCCUCUGGGACAGCAGCUGCGGCAGCAGCAGGCCGGGCCGGCGGCUGUGCAGUUCACUGCUGCACGCUGCACGGACAUCCUUGCCUGGGCGGUGGAGGCCGCGUCGCACCCACACCCUGCUGCUGCGGAUGCCGCCACCACUGGCAACAGCAGGACGACUGCUGCUGAUGAGGGUGGCCUGCUCAGCGGAGUGGCAACGGCGAGCCUGGACCCAGCGGAGCCACCCGGCAGCGUGAGGCCAGCAGCGGCGGCGCCAGCGGCGGCGGCGGCGGGAGCGGCGCCAGCUGCGGGAGCGGCGGCGGCGGGCUUCGAUUGGUCGUGGUCUGCGGCGCCGCCGCUCAGUUCCCCGACCCGCCUGUCGGAUCUCUAUAGCCAUUGCCUGAGCAGCGGGACGGGGAGCCCGCUGCUGGCGAUGCUGCUGCUGUUGUCAGGGCAGCAGCCAUCAGCACUCGGUCUGCUGGGCGCCCAGGCGCCGGCAGCAACCGAGGCCGCUCCGGCCGUUACUGGUGCGGCCUUGCUGCCUGUGGAUGGAAGCGCUGCGCUUCAUCAGUCUGCAGCAGUGGGUCUGCCCUCAUACUCGCAUGUGCGCGGCAUCCGACAGGUGUUUGGCGCCUCGACGCUGCCGGUGAAUCGGCCAUUCACCGGCUUCCCGGCUGACGUGGAGAUCAUUGGGCUGUUGGCGCUGGCGCUCACACAGCAGCAGAAUAACGUGGGCCGAGACACAUCCGCCAACUCGGGUCUGGCCACCACCUUCCGCGGUGUGACCUUCCCCUUCGGCGUCAGCUUUGCCACCACCAACAGCUUCGGCGGGGCGGUGCAGCAGGCCUUCGACUUCGCCACCGCUACCGACCAGCGCGGGGCGGCCGCGGACGGGCUUGAGACGGGCAGGGCAAUUGGCAGCGUGCCAUUCGGCGACGUCAACGUGGUUACCAAUGUGCUGAGCUCUGCGCUCUCGCAGCGGCGGCUGGUGCGGCCGCGCAGCCCGCCCCAGCCGCCGCAUCGACAGAAGCAACAGCAACAACAGCAAGAACAACAGCAACAACAGCAGGACGCGCACCCAAAUAGCCAGCAGGGAAAACAGAACCAAGGGCCUCUGGGCGCAGCAGGUGGCGGCAGUAGUAGCGGCGCCGGCGGGGGCGGCAGCUUUCGCGACGGGGCACAGCAGCAGCAACAGCCUGGAGCAGCAGCAGCAGCCGCUGGAGGCGGUGCUACAGCCAACAAUGAAACGGCAGUAGCAUCGGAGGGCGACGGCGCGGCGGCGCAAGCCGCCUCGGCCCUGCGGGCUGCCGAGCUAUUGGAUGAGUAUGCAUAUUGGAACGGCUACAUGGGGACGAUUUACAAUGUUGAGUAUGACGUGGCGGCGGCGGCGGAUGCGGCACGCGACCCCCACCAUGCGUAUGAGUAUGAUGACACUGAGCCGCAGGACCAGCAGCGAACUGGGGGAGCCGAGGGGUCGGCACCACCAGGGAAUGGGAUAGAAGGGACCAAGAAUGGGUCAAGUACAGCGGCGGCGGGAGAGCAGGGCGGCUCGGGUCCAGAAGCGAAGGCGGCGGCGGCGGCGGCGCGGCGGCGCAAGUGGCAGCGGCGGGCUCAGGCCGCUAUUGCGGCGGCGGAGGCGGGCGAUGAGGAGUACGCAGCAGCGCUGAUGGGUUGGAGCUUGGCGCCCCCAGCCGGCACCGCUGGCGGCAUCCCGCGACCGCCACCCCUGCCCCAGCAGCAGUCUGGCGCUGCUGCGACUGGCGACGGUGGUGGUGGUGGUGGUGGUGGUGGUGGUGGUGGUGGUGGUGGUGGUGGUGGUGGUGGUGGUGGUGGUGACGGCGGGGCCGGUGGGGUGAACGCGUCUGACGUGCAACUGCGGACAAGUGGCAGCAGCCAGCAGCUGCAAAGCCAGAUGAGUAGUAAUGCUGGAGCUGGUAACGGUACCAACGGCACCAGCUCGGGUGCCGGCCGCGGCGGUGUGAACCAGUACCUGUACGACCCCUUUGAUGUACUGCUCGCUGCAACCCUGGAGUACGGCAGGGCCGGGCAGUACUCGUACUUCUACACAGACUACUACCGCUUCCUCAGCACCUACUAUUCGGGCCCGGUCAUAGUGCCGCAGACGGCGCUGGGCCGCACCCGCAGCACCAGCGCCGUCGUCCGGGAUGACACGGCCACCACGGCGGGCAGCACAAAGAACGCCGCAACGGGACUGAAUGUGGCUACAGUGGUGCAGAGUGUGUCAGCUGCCAUCCGCGGCAUCAGUCAGAGCCUGCGGCAGAGCGACAUCCUGGGCAACAGCACCUUCACCGGCGCCCCACAGCAGCCCACGCGGCAGGCGGGUGUGCUGGCUGGCGGGCUCACGUUCGGCCGCGGCUACUUCUUCCAGGCCCCCUCCGAGUCCUUCACAAAGGCCGCCACCACCUCAUCUAUUGGCGUCGGGGGCGCCGUCACUGCCGGAGCUGCCGGCUCCGUGACGGGCUACGGCGCCGGCACCAAGUUCUCGGGGGCGCGGUCCCAGAUCUCCGCCCAGACGGGUGAAGAGAACCUGGACUUUGAUCUUGGCGGGUAGCAGGCGCGCCCCCUGCCUGGCGGAUAGUCUGAAUGCUGCUGGGUGGUACGUGGUGUGGGGUCGGCUGUGGUCCUGUGGUGAAGGCUGGCCGCAAUUAAGAAAGGCAUGUACGGUAUGGUGUAUCUGCUGGCUGGUGCGAGGCAAAAGUGGCGUGCCAGAGGGGCCUACGCAAGCCUAGUUGCGUACUCAGUGGCGGCGCAGAGGCGUUUGACGUGCGUGCACCCAGG
Messenger RNA from Chlamydomonas reinhardtii, 3826 nucleotides. RefSeq lists its product as uncharacterized. The record is from RefSeq and is a predicted model, not a curated record. The transcript has 11 exons. Gene Ontology annotation, cellular component: nucleus. Gene Ontology annotation, biological process: regulation of transcription by RNA polymerase II. Lineage: Eukaryota; Viridiplantae; Chlorophyta; Chlorophyceae; Chlamydomonadales; Chlamydomonadaceae. Gene Ontology annotation, molecular function: transcription cis-regulatory region binding. The coding region runs from base 99 to 3599 and encodes 1166 amino acids.